Messenger RNA from Sinocyclocheilus rhinocerous, 2543 nucleotides. It is a transcript of the gene slc9a7, whose product is annotated as solute carrier family 9 member 7. The record is from RefSeq and is a predicted model, not a curated record. The transcript is spliced from 17 exons. Bases 71 to 2230 code for a protein of 719 amino acids. Gene Ontology annotation, biological process: proton transmembrane transport; sodium ion import across plasma membrane; regulation of intracellular pH. Gene Ontology annotation, cellular component: plasma membrane; recycling endosome. Lineage: Eukaryota; Metazoa; Chordata; Actinopteri; Cypriniformes; Cyprinidae. Gene Ontology annotation, molecular function: potassium:proton antiporter activity; sodium:proton antiporter activity.
UUAUUGCUCUGACUCUACCUGACGCAGCUGAAGCAGUGAGUGAGGAAACCCGCCACCAGCAUCCUGCACCAUGGAGGCGGCCACAGCACCAAAGCCAUGGACAUUACAUGCAUUAGGAGGACACUGCUCACUGUUUCCUAUUUUAAUGUUCAUUUUAAGCCAGUGUUGUCGGAUAAGAGCAGAUGACGGCGGCAUGGAGGAACUUGCCACGGAGAAAGAGGCAGAGGAAAGUCACAGGCAGGACAGCGUGAAUUUACUUACAUUCAUUUUGCUUUUGACACUCACUAUCCUCACAAUAUGGCUCUUCAAACACAGAAGAGUGCGCUUCCUGCACGAAACAGGACUGGCUAUGAUAUACGGUCUGUUGGUGGGUGUUAUUUUGCGGUAUGGCAUCCCCUCCACCAGUUACCAUAAUAAAACUCCUCCGAGUUGCACCCUGCAGGAGGGUCCUGUCAGCACGGUGCUCCUCAACGUUAGCGGAAAGUUCUUUGAGUACACACUGAAGGGGGAGAUCAACCUUAAAGAAAUCCACAGUGUGGAGCAGAAUGACAUGUUGCGCAAGUUGACCUUUGACCCAGAGGUGUUCUUCAACAUUCUGCUCCCUCCCAUCAUAUUCCACGCUGGAUACAGCCUCAAAAAGAGACACUUCUUCAGAAACCUAGGAUCCAUCAUAACUUAUGCGUUCCUGGGCACGGCCAUUUCCUGUUUUGUCGUUGGAAACCUCAUGUAUGGCGUGGUGAAACUGAUGCAGGUUUUGGGUCAACUCACUGACAAGUUCUACUACACAGACUGCCUCUUCUUUGGUGCCAUAAUAUCUGCCACAGAUCCAGUCACAGUGCUUGCGAUCUUUAAUGAGCUCCAUGCUGAUGGUGAUCUCUAUGCACUGCUGUUUGGAGAGAGUGUCAUGAACGAUGCAGUCGCCAUAGUCCUUUCAUCGUCAAUUGUGGCGUAUCAGCCUUCAGGAGCCAACACACACACAUUUGAUGCCUCUGCCUUCUUCAAGUCGGUGGGCAUCUUCUUGGGCAUCUUCAGUGGCUCUUUCGCUAUGGGUGCAGUCACUGGAGUAGUCACUGCCCUCGUGACAAAAUUCACCAAGCUGCACUGUUUCCCUCUGCUGGAGACUGCUCUGUUCUUCCUCAUGUCUUGGAGUACUUUUCUACUGGCUGAAGCUUGUGGAUUCACAGGUGUUGUCGCUGUGCUGUUUUGUGGAAUCACACAGGCCCAUUAUACCUACAACAAUCUCUCUGAGGAAUCAACCAAACGCACUAAACAGUUGUUUGAGGUGCUGCACUUCCUAGCAGAGAACUUCAUCUUCUCAUACAUGGGCCUGGCACUCUUCACCUUUCAGAAUCACGUCUUCAGCCCCAUUUUCAUAUUUGGAGCCUUUAUAGCCAUCUUUAUCGGCCGGGCCUUGAACAUCUAUCCUUUGUCUUUCCUGAUUAACCUGGGCCGAAGACACAAAAUCAGGGGAAACUUUCAGCACAUGAUGAUGUUUGCAGGGCUGCGAGGGGCAAUGGCAUUCGCUCUGGCUAUCCGUGACACCGCCACAUACGCGCGGCAGAUGAUGUUCACCACGACCCUGCUCAUUGUGUUCUUCACAGUUUGGGUGUUUGGAGGAGGCACCACGCCAAUGCUGUCCUGGCUACAUAUCAGGGUUGGAGAGACAUCUGCUGCAGAGAAGGAGAGGCUGCGUAGACUGUGGAAUUACGUCAGAGUUGGAGUGGACCCUGAUCAGGAUCUUCAGCCAUGUGGGGACAGCUUCCAGGUCCUUCAGGGAGAUGGAACAGAGUCAGAAGGACAGAGCAAGACCAAGCAAGAGAGCGCCUGGCUUUUUAGACUUUGGUAUACUUUUGACCACAAUUACCUGAAGCCUAUCCUGACCCAUAGCGGUCCCCCUUUGACCUCCACUCUGCCGGCUUGCUGCGGUCCUCUGGCUCGAUGUCUGACCAGCCCCCAGGCCUAUGAGAACCACGAGCCGCUGCGAGACAAUGACUCAGACCUCAUUCUGAACGAAGGAGACCUGGCGCUGACCUAUGGCGACACAGCCAUCACAGCCAACGGGGCCUCGUCCUCCUCCGGCCCCGAAGGAUCGGGCGGCAGCUGGGGUGUGAAUGGCAAACGCAGCGACAGCACGUCAGAGGACGCUCUAGAGCGAGAACUGGACACGCGUGAACAUGAGCUCUUGAGCCGCGGCACACGUCUCGUUUUCCCCAUGGAGGACCACGCUUGACCCCGCCUCCCAAACCUUAAACCACGCCUCCCUGCGCUCCAUACCUCCACUUUCCUUGUACAUCGAUCCAUCGGACCACCCAUGACCCCUCCAAAGAUCUCAUGCAGGGGGUCUGAACACUCAAGGGAGAUCAGGAGGGUUUGUUCUCAGAGAAACGGAGGCGACAUAAUUGAUGCUGUGGCAGAUCAGCUUUGGACACUGAUUGUCCUUAUUGCUGUCAUUUAUGAUGAGGGAUUGAUGCCGAACGAUCUCUGCUGCCCUUAACAUUCACAUUCAUACAAUCUCUCACACACACUGCCCGCCGCAUAUUAAC